AUGAAUUCAAACGGACACUUUUCGAAUGCUCACUAUUCAAAUCAAGAAAAUUUUGAUUUUUCAAUGACGGGGAAUUCCCAUCAAUAUUGGAUGAACCCAGAUCAGAAUACGUGGAUUUACGGAUACAAUAUGGAACAACAAAUGGAACAACCAGUCAUUAAUCAAUGGAAUAUGCAGAAUUUCGGACAUCCAACGAAUUUGAAUUAUGAGCAAUAUGGAAAUCCAAAUAACACAAUUGGUCCAGAAUUUUACCACGGAUUGAAUAAUUUUUAA
This is a messenger RNA of Caenorhabditis briggsae, 273 nucleotides long. The record is from RefSeq and is a predicted model, not a curated record. NCBI's taxonomy places the organism in Eukaryota, Metazoa, Nematoda, Chromadorea, Rhabditida, Rhabditidae. The transcript has a single exon. Bases 1 to 273 code for a protein of 90 amino acids.